UUAGAACUCAAUUCACUUCAGAAAUUAAUUUCACAUUCACAAUAUAGACUGGUUUAUUUCUCUCGCAGACACUUGCAUUGACAGCAGGCCAGUGGACAGUAAAACAGUUUGAUCUCACUUACAAGCUAUGGGACCCGGUCGCUGUUUGUUUCUAGUAAUGGUUUGGACAGGAGCCUUAUCGGCCAUAGCGAGUGCGGACCACAGACAGAAAAGAGCGCUUCGGUGCCCAGCAAAGUAUCAAGUCAUACCCAAUCACUCGGCUUGUCUAGAGAAAUCGCCAAUGGCCAGCAAUUCAGGUGUCAUUGAUGCCGACAAAACAACCAUUGUUGACUCGCACAAUUCUUACCGCGCUGGAGUUGUUCCCACCGCAGUUCUUAUGUACAAGAUGUAUUGGGAUGAUGAAAUAGCCAUGAUCGCACAGAACUACGCCGAUGCCUGUAAGGGUCUCGUUCAUGAUAGCGGACGACAGCGGAGUAUUCCGGGUCGAUUUUCUGUGGGACAGAACUUAGCUGCAGGAGACUAUGACGUCGGCUGGGGCAAUAUCGUUAAACUGUGGUAUGACGAGGUGAAGGAUUUCACAAUGAACGGUACCAAUAACUUCGGCCGUGUGGGUCACUAUACACAGGUUGUGUCUGCCAACUCCAUCUUAAUCGGAUGUGGAUUUGCACUGUGUGGAACAACAAGGAAUUACGUUUGUAACUAUGGACCAGCCGGCAACAUGGACUAUAACAACCCUUACCUAGCCGGAACGGCCUGCAGUGGAUGUACAGGGUCCUGCUCUGGGGAUCUGUGUGACUGUACUGGAAAAGUUUGUUUGAAUGGCGGCACCAUGGACCCAUCAACCUGCUCUUGUUCCUGUAAAACACCGGCCACCACCUAUGUCGGAGACACCUGUCAAUUGAAUUGCUCCAUUCACGCUGACAACUCCGGAUGUACGACAUUCUACUCACCCAGUCACUGCGAUCAGUACGUAAACGUACCGGAAGACUGUCCCGCAUUGUGCAACGUUUGUCCUUGUGCAGGCAUAGACAACAUCAUUGGUGACGCCUGUAUUUUAGGAUCUCUAGACAAUGGUGGCAACAGAUUGGAACCUUUCCAACAAUCUUUGUUCCAGAUCUCUGCAUUGCUUUGUCUAUUUACUGUUGGAUUUUUACAUAUGUAAAUUAUUUAUUUUCACUUUCUCAAAUCUUACAUGUAAGCCCCAGUCACACUGUCACGAUUUGUCUCAGGACCUGUACCGAUUUGUGUGAGGAACUGUUCCGGUUUGUUUAAAGAACUGUUCGAGUCUAUCUUAGGCACUGUUCCAAUUUGUCUAACAAACUGCUCCGAUCUGUCAUAAGAACUGUUCUGAUUUUUCUAAUGUUCGAACUGUUCAAAAUGUUCUAAAGAAAACAAAGAAAGGACUGUGUUAAUACAUAGUGGCUCGUUGGUCUACCCUGAAUGAACAGCAUAAUUCCGACAGCCUUCACAACUGUUUUGAUGAUGUUGAAAACAUUCCCGAGUGAUCACGACAUCGACAAGAUUGAAUGUUCUCGUAUUCUCUUUUGAGAAGUGGACAGGCAUUACCUACAUCCACUUCUCGAAGAGAAGUGGAUGUAGGCUAUGCCUGUCCACUUCUCAAAAGAGAAUAAAUGUUCUCGUUGCUCAUUCAUUGCUAUAACGUAAAAAAUAUCAAAAAGGCAUUGUAUUGGGAUCUUUGCAAGCCAAGCGUUUUCGGUCCACUCCUCGUUGUGAUGGCGACCGUGGCUGAACCCGAUCUGAUCUCUAGUGUACUAAUGAUCGGAUUUGUAAUGAUCAGAAUUUCGUCAUAAAAAGGACGUUCUAUCUUAUUUCGUUAUAUUUAGGAAGAUAUGACAAAUAUAAAUCAGUCUUCCGUACGAUUUCGACGACCGUUUUAUUCCUUUUUGCAUUUCAUUUGUUAGUUUCAAGUCCGAAUCUAUGGAGCAAGGGGAUGCCCUUUUGCCAUUCCUGUUGGCCCUUUUCUUCAAUCUUGUGGUCACUUGUACUGGGCGGAAAAGUGACAGAGUACUCGAUUAUUUUUAACGUCUUUCACUCUUGAUUAAGGUAGAAUUCCAGGUCGUGAAUAACCAUAUUGCGAUCUUUACGAUUCAUAGUGCAAUUGUGCUUCAUCUUUGACAAGUCUUGAGUGAUCCGACGUGCCGUAAAGUUCAGUAUUCCUGUAUUAACAUUACGAUUUCGUUUGAAUAAGUUAAUAUGAAACACGACAUGAAAUGGCAUAAAAGGCGAGGUGGAAAUCGUAGUUAUUCCGGGAAUGAUAGUGGCCUGACGGGAUAUGUUACCGUAGUUACCCGAUUUGAAGGUCGUAGAUGAUCAUGGCUUAUUUCGUGAAUGUGCGACUGGGGCUUUACCUUGCGUUGUGUUUUAUAACUGAUGAUUAAUGCUCUGUAACUAAUGCAAUAUAUAUUUUUGUUAUUAAUCAUAUAGUGUUAAUUGUUGCACAAUUUGUUUUCACCUUAUAUUGGUUACACAAUGUUUAUUAAAAGUUGUUCUUCAAUUUA
This is a messenger RNA of Magallana angulata, 2519 nucleotides long. Its product is annotated as cysteine-rich venom protein Mr30-like. Lineage: Eukaryota; Metazoa; Mollusca; Bivalvia; Ostreida; Ostreidae. The coding region runs from base 128 to 1162 and encodes 344 amino acids. The transcript has 12 exons. The record is from RefSeq and is a predicted model, not a curated record.